This is a messenger RNA of Triticum dicoccoides, 1843 nucleotides long. RefSeq names its product adventurous-gliding motility protein Z-like. The transcript has 5 exons. The coding region runs from base 71 to 1240 and encodes 389 amino acids. The record is from RefSeq and is a predicted model, not a curated record. Lineage: Eukaryota; Viridiplantae; Streptophyta; Magnoliopsida; Poales; Poaceae.
AAACCCGGCCCGCACUCUUCAGGCGAAAAGACGGAAACGCCCCCCGCUCCACCCUGACUCGACCCCAUCCAUGGCUGGCGGCGGCGGCGGCGCGUCGCCGGCGCGGGACGGCGGGCGGGAGGAGUGGCUGCGCAUCUACGACCGGAUGGUGGCCGUCCUGCGGAAGAGCCACCGGGACGUGGAGGCGCUGCUCGCCGACCGCAAGCGCCUCGAGGCCGUCCUCAAGAUCCAGCACGACUUCUGGCUCCACCGCGACGCCGUCCUCCGGGACCGCCUCGACGAGACGCGGAGGGUGGAGGACUGCCUGCGGCGGGGCGACGCCGCCAAGCUCGACCUGCUCCUCGGCGACAAGGACCUCGAGGUGCGCCGCCACCGGAUCUACAUCGAACACCAAGAUGGUGACUUGGAGGAUUUCAAAAGAGAUGCAGCUGCUUUGGCUCAAGAAAACAAUGAAUUGAAGAUAAAACUGAAGGAAGCUGAAAGUUGUGCCGAGCUCAGCGAGCCAACUACAGACCCUGAGCACAGUGGAAGAGAUUUGAGAGCAGAGAUAAGGAAGCUAAAGAAAGCCUAUAAGGCCCUGAGCUCGCAGAAGGAGAGCGAGGUUUCCGCGUUACUCGCAGAAAAGGAUUUCGUGUGGAACCAGUACAAGACAAUGGAGAAGGACUACGAGACGCUCCUUAAGAAGAAGAAGAUGGAGGCAGCACAGGCUACUGAAGCAGCCGAGAAGCUUCAGCAGAAGGUGGAGGAGCUGCAACUGCAAGUGUCAGCCCAAAAGAAGGAUGACGAUGUUGGCAGAUUGCAAGCGGAAGCUAAUGAUGCCAAAAAGAAGGUGCUGGCUCUUGAGGAUAAGCUACAAAAAAUGCACUCCCUGGUCAGUGAGAAAGACGAUGAGAUCCAAAAACUCAAGAGUGGGCACCUUCAGGCUAGUCAAAAGCGGAAGAAGGAUAUCAGCGGGACACAUAGAAGAUCUAGGUCUGAAGGUCCAUCUGUACGGGGGAAGUCUAAAAGUAAUCCUCGGAGGCAAAUGGCAGAAGAAGAUCAACCCGAGACCAGUCAGAAGCGUCAGUGUGCCUCUUCGUUAUCAAGUGGACUGGCGCUCCGGCGCUGCUCCUCGAGGAUGACGCACCUGAAACCCGCGUCGUCGUCGUCGUCGCCUGCGCCCCAGCAGGUACUCUUCCACUCCAGUUUCAAGGUCCCAAAGCUGAAAGCCCCCGCCCCUCCUCCCCCUCCUCCCUCGUAGUAGUCUGAUCUAACGGUCUCCUGACAUGUGCAGCUGCUGUUAGACCUCCAUGAUGGCUGUGUUUAGGUGUGUGGAGUUAGCGAUCAGGUUUAAUCUUUAUCGUGCGCCGCGCGCUCCCACUGGAGAGGCGGUGAUCGUGUUUUGUAACCUACAUCCUCGCCCUUAUUUUGAAGGCCCUUUUGUAACAUAUUCGCGGGCGCUGCGCGGAUGGAGAGCUCGCUGACCGGUGUAUGUAUGUAUGUGUGUGUGUGUGUGUGUUAACCAUGUGGUGGUGCCCUCGGGCCGGAAUUCGCGAGGUGUUUGAGAUGUGACCCGAACUCCCCUGAGUUAUGAGUGUGUGUUUCUGCGGUUGGUGUAUAAAAUGUGAAGUGGAAGUGUGAGAGGGCAUAAAUGUUCAUACUGUUGAUGAUUACAGGGGCAGAACCUUGUGUUUCUCUUUGGGAAAGCUGGUACUAGAAAUUUGAAUUUGCCCUUUGGCGAAUUUGUUUAGGGUUUUCGAUGGCCAAGUUGCGGUAUCGACAUAAAUGUGGGGAAAUUUACUUUGGAUGCCUGUGUCCUCCUGUAACCCAUUUGAGAGGAAUGUCAUACACACUUCAUGCUUUA